Molecule: messenger RNA, 651 nt
Organism: Rotaria socialis
Lineage: Eukaryota; Metazoa; Rotifera; Eurotatoria; Philodinida; Philodinidae
Source: the annotation of a GenBank genome assembly
AUGGCCGAACAUAUUGAUGCUAAUCGAAUUCAUUUGGAUCUUCGAUAUCGUUUUGAUUAUUUAUCGAAGUUUCUUAAUUUUACUUCGGACGACAUAGCUAUGCUAAACACAUUUGCGCCUCUUGUUUUUCCUCUUAUUCCAGUUUUGACCGACACAGUGUAUAGAAAAUUAUUUUCAUUUGAUAUAACAAAACAAUAUUUUCUUAAGCGUAAUGAAGGUUUCGAAGGAUUCCUACCGGAAAAGAACUGUGGAGUGACAUUAGACUCAGCACAAAUGGAACUUCGACGAGAUAUGUUAAGUAUGUAUUUAAAACGUAUAUUAACACAACGCGAUUGGAACGAUACAUUUCUUCAAUAUCUAUCGCAAAUUGGUAAAAUUCAUACAGAUCAAGCUGGUUCAGCAUCGAUUAAUGUUGAUUAUAUGCAUAUAAAUGCUCUUCUUGGAUAUUUAGAACAUUUACUUAUCGAUGUUUUAUGUACCACUGAUACAAUCGAUGAGAAAACAAAGCGUGGAAUUUUAAUGGCAGUGAAUAAACUUUUUUGGAUACAAAAUGAUUUUUUUACCAUGCAUUAUUUAAUAUCGGUAAAAAAUAGUACACUAUCGGGAAAAACAUCUGAAACUGAAAAAACAACCAAAUGUUGUUGGCUAUAG